Messenger RNA from Parascedosporium putredinis, 1017 nucleotides. The record is from the annotation of a GenBank genome assembly. NCBI's taxonomy places the organism in Eukaryota, Fungi, Ascomycota, Sordariomycetes, Microascales, Microascaceae.
AUGAUGCACUCACUACCCGCGGGCCUUUGCGCCCUGGCCCUCUUCACCCUCCUCAGCCCGGCCCAUGCCCUGCCCCCUCGGACAAUUUUCGCGAGGCAGUCUUCCUGUCCUGCCGACCAGGUCUCGUGUCCUUCAACCGUACCGGACAACUUCUGCUGCCCGUCCGGUCACACCUGCAUGGCCCUCGCGGGGCAGACCACCAUCAUAUGCUGCGUCGAAGGCAAAACAUGCCAGCAGAUCGAGCCCAUCUCCUGCACCAUAGACCUUCAGGACGCGGAGAAGAACCUAGCCAAGUGCGUCCUAGAUGAGGACCAAUCGGCGGCGCCACCUCCCCGCAUCAAGUUCAACAAAGGAUUCCCCACAACAGCCGUCGUGGUUGGCGUUCUUGUUGGUGUCCUGGUACUAGUGUCCGCCAUCGUCUUUCUCCUUAUCUGGCGCUCUAAGCGCCGCAAGCAGCCUAGCGAGGACAAAACCUCCCACGCGCGCAACUCCAAAGCCUCUUCUUCAUUUGGAAACUACAUUAGCGAGCCCAUCGUGACGCAUGGUGCUUUCCGGACCGAUUUUAUCCGCAAACCGGAGACGUCUUUCCUUGCGGGCUCUGACCGGCUAUCGCGCAUGUUUAACCGCCACCGGAACUCGGACAUGGUGUCACCCAUAUCCCCUUCUGACUCCCCCACCCUCCGAGGUUCCUCCGAUACCCUCCACGCCGGCGCGGUAGCCCCGCUCGGCUCCACCGUUGCUAUCCCGCCAAUCCGCACCAUGAGCAAUGCUCGGCGAACCCCGCGACCCGUGACGCCGCGGCUGCAGCGCGAACCCAGCAGCGAAAGCAUCAACAUCUUUGCCGCUCCGGGGACGGUAGAGCGCGGCAACGGCAGGCCGCUGACUCAAGGGACGACGUUUACCGAGAUGAUGGAUCAAGCCGACCUAGGCCCCAUACACAAGGGUAGGGGCUUCGUUCCGUCGCCUCUCAAGCCGGGAUCUGGUGAAAACGCCUCGAAACCCCGGUAUAGGUGGUAG